Thalassophryne amazonica is the source of this 2865-nucleotide messenger RNA. It is a transcript of the gene pls3, whose product is annotated as plastin 3 (T isoform). The record is from RefSeq and is a predicted model, not a curated record. Gene Ontology annotation, biological process: actin filament bundle assembly; actin filament network formation. NCBI's taxonomy places the organism in Eukaryota, Metazoa, Chordata, Actinopteri, Batrachoidiformes, Batrachoididae. The transcript is spliced from 16 exons. Gene Ontology annotation, molecular function: actin filament binding; calcium ion binding. Gene Ontology annotation, cellular component: actin filament; cytoplasm; actin filament bundle. The coding region runs from base 124 to 2022 and encodes 632 amino acids.
UCUGCUGUUACUUUUGUCCCUACGUGGAGGAGGCAGAACUCCACACUGGACACUCUGUGGAAUUUCUGGCACACCGGCAUCCCACUUUUCUCUGACUGACCACCUUGGGUCAAUCACAGAAAAAUGACUGGAAAGAUGUCAAACGAAGAGAUGGAAGAAGUCAAGGAGGCCUUUUGCAGAAUUGAUCAAGACAACAGUGGAUUUGUUUGUUUUGAGGAACUCUUUGACCUCUUUAAUGAAACCAACCUUCGCCUGCCUCGAUACAAGGUUCGAGAGAUGAUCAGGGAGCUUGACUGCGACCAUGAUGGAAAGCUCAGCUUUCCUGAAUUUCUGCAGAUUUUCCAAGACCUGAAGUGCAGUCAAAUAGCAAAAACCUUCCGUAAAGCCAUCAACAAAAAAGAAGGCAUUCUGGCCAUUGGAGGGACGUCAGAGCAGUCGAGUGAGGGCACACAACACUCUUAUUCAGAAGAGGAACGCUUUGCCUUUGUGAACUGGAUCAACACUGCCCUGGAAAAUGACCCUGAUUGUAAACAUAUCCUUCCCAUGGAUCCUCAUAACGAAGAUCUCUUCAAAGGGCUUGGAGAUGGCAUAGUCCUCUGCAAAAUGGUCAACUUGUCAGUGCCUGACACAAUAGAUGAAAGAACUAUAAAUAAAAAGAAACUGACACCAUUUACAACACAGGAGAAUCUUAACCUGGCCCUGAACUCUGCUUCUGCCAUUGGCUGCCAUGUUGUAAAUAUUGGUGCUUUAGAUCUGAAAGAGGGGAAGCCCCAUCUGGUGCUGGGUCUUCUCUGGCAGAUCAUCAAGAUUGGCCUAUUUGCCGAUAUUGAACUCAGCAGGAAUGAAGCACUGGCAGCAUUGCUCAGAGAUGGGGAAACGCUGGAGGACCUGAUGAAACUAUCUCCAGAGGAACUGCUUUUACGGUGGGCAAACUUUCACCUGGAAAAUGCUGGCCAUCCUCCAAUCAACAACUUUAGUUCUGACAUCAAGGACUCAAGAGCCUAUUUCCACCUCCUGAAUCAGAUUUCCCCAAAAGGCACAGAGGAAGGCCAGCCGCGCAUAGACAUUUCCAUGGCGGGCAUCAACGAGAGAGAUGACAUGAAGAGGGCAGAGCUCAUGCUACAACAGGCCAACAGGCUCCACUGUCGACAGUUUGUCACGCCAGCUGACGUUGUUAGUGGAAACCCUAAACUCAACCUUGCCUUUGUGGCCAAUCUCUUUAACAAAUAUCCAGCUCUGACCAAACCUGAAAAUGUGGACAUUGACUGGGGACUGUUGGAAGGUGAAACAAGAGAAGAGAGGACUUUCAGAAACUGGAUGAAUUCCCUGGGCGUAAACCCACAUGUCAAUCAUCUGUAUGGAGAUCUACAGGAUGCUCUCAUCAUCUUUCAGCUUUAUGAGCAGAUUAAAGUGCCUGUUGUGUGGACUGAUGUCAACAAGCCUCCUUACCCCAAAAUGGGGGCCAACAUGAAAAAGUUGGAAAAUUGUAACUAUGCAGUGGAUUUGGGCAAAUCCGCCAAGUUCUCCCUUGUUGGCAUUGGUGGACAGGACCUAAAUGAUGGUAAUCCCACCCUGACUCUGGCACUUGUGUGGCAGCUGAUGCGAAGAUAUACUCUGAAUGUAUUGGAGGAUUUGGGUAAUGGAGAGAAAGUAAAUGAUGACAUAAUUGUAAACUGGGUCAACAAAACAUUGAAAGAGGGUGGAAAAUCGACCAAAAUUUCAAGCUUUAAGGACAAGGCAAACAGCAGCAGCCUUCCGGUGAUAGAUCUGAUAGAUGCCAUCAAGCCCGGCAGCAUCAGCUACGAAUUGGUGAAAACAGGCAGCCUCUCUGAAGAUGACAAGCUGGAGAAUGCCAAAUAUGCUAUCUCUAUGGCAAGGAAGAUCGGUGCAAAAGUCUAUGCUCUCCCAGAUGACCUUGUAGAAGUGAAGCCCAAAAUGGUGAUGACCGUCUAUGCCUGCUUGAUGGGUCGGGGGAUGAAGAACGUCUCUGAUAAUGCAAACCAACAACAAUUAGGAUAUUGAAAGUGCCCAGCACGCCUUCCACUUUUCUUCUGCACAACUAAAGCAAUUCAAAUAAUUUUUCUUUUCUAAAAUGGAAUAAUAUGGUAUGUGGUCUAAUAUAAACACAGUGGAUGCUGUAGCCACAGCUGUUUAAGAUGUUCACUGAGGAAUGUUUUCCCCUUAUUUCAGCUAAGCCUGAGAUACUAAAUUACGAAAGAUGGCAAUUAUCACAGUUUGUCUUAAUGUGCAAGAUUUUUUUAAAUUAAAAAAAAUGCUUUUCUUUCCAGCUCCAGGGUCGUUUGCAUAUUUUUACUGUCUAUUCACUUAAUGUCAACACACAUUCCUGAGUAAAGCACUAAAAGUAAGAUGUUUGUUGGAUAAAUGGGGGCAUCACAUAUAAAAAAAAAAAAUACAUUAACAUUCCCUCUCAAUGUCUUAAUAACUGGCAUCAUUCACGCCUACAUAUCUGUACAGAAGCCAUAAGGUCAGAUUGUAGUAUUGACCAGCCUGUCUCUGGUGUAGUAUUUGUUGUUAGUUUGGUUACAGUGUGAGAUUAAUGCUGUUUUAAAGUUUCUGGACUUUGUUGUAUUGGGCCUGUUUUACGGUUUGUUUUUGUCUGUUACGCUGGUUGAGGAGCAGAACAACUCGACUCUUGGCUUCUUUUGUGCCUUUGUUUCUCAGAGACCUUAUGCUUUGAGGUUAUGCCUUUUUUUUCCUCAUUCAGCAUUACCAAAUGUAAACUGCAACAUAACUCCAGUUAGCUCCAUGAUAUUGUAUGACAACAACCAAAUAGUGAUGUUUGGCCUCGUGUUCAUGUCUAAUCAAGUGCUUUAUACGCAACAAUAAACCUGAAUUUGAAAACUA